Messenger RNA from Podarcis lilfordi (Lilford's wall lizard), 4379 nucleotides. Lineage: Eukaryota; Metazoa; Chordata; Lepidosauria; Squamata; Lacertidae. The record is from the annotation of a GenBank genome assembly.
GGUCGUUUCUGGGUCCAGAUAGGGGGGAACAAAGCAUUUUUCCCAAUGCCCACCAUUGCGGAACUGAGAGCUGCUACGUGUUAUCUAUGGAGAAAUGUGAUGUGGCAUUCCCGCCUGAAGCAACAGGGAGGAGUAAAUAAAGUUCCCCGCCCCUUCUCUUUUAACACAAGGUCACGCCGUGUGGGAAAUAAUCGUCGUUUAUUUUAUUUUAUUAUUGUAUUUUUUUUAUUUUUGAGUCUGCUCUGCCUGUCCAAAUCCGGUCCCAACAGUUCUGGUCCCUGUAUCGCCCUGGAGUGCAGUGUGAAAGCUGAGAGAAGCUUACAAAGUAGUCAUAGCUGUCAACUUUUCUUUUUCUUGCGAGGAAUCCUAUUCGGAAUAAGGGAAUUUCCCUUAAAAAACGGGAAACGUUGACAGCUAUGAAAGUAGUAGCCUUGCCAUGUGAUCCAUUGACCAUAUUGCGGGGCGGGGGGGAGGUCAGGCUGAGAUUAAGCAACCUAGGAUGGACCACCGUUAAGGGGCUUGAGGCUGGCUUACAUUUCCAGCUCAAAACGGAGCCCAUGCCAACACUCCCCAAAAACGCAACCCGGAAGGACUCGGAAAUUGGUUGUGUGGGUUGCUCUACACUUAAAAGUCUAUAGCCUGGGUCUAUCUGAGAAUCCCACAGGGACGGGAGUUCCGACGGACACGUCCCGCAUCCCUUAAGAGCGGUCUCGCUUUUUCUCGGGAGUUGCCGGUUCUCGCGAGCACAAGCAAAUGAAUCGGCCGGCUGAGCUUGCAUAGCUGGCGAGGCGGACGCGGCUGUUCCUCCGCCUGCGAGACCCGCUGCGACUCCAGUGCUGCUGCUGCUGCUAUGGGGCUGCAAGGGGUCAAGGCUGUUUUCUUUGACUUGGACAACACGCUGAUCGACACCGCCGCCGCAGGCAGGAGAGCCAUUGAGGAGGUACCGGUUGCACGCAGCUCCUCCCUUCUGGUCUUCCUCCGUUAAAAAAAACACAACGACAAGGAAGUGCAAGUAUAAUAAGCUGUAAAGCCUUAUUGCCAGACAGUUCCUGCUCUGAAUCUGUUGUGUCUUUUGUGGUUUUUAAGGAAGUAAAGUACUUUGCAACUCCCAUCUCCCGGACAUCUCGGGCUAAGGGGACCCAGUGCUGAAUCAAUAUUGGCCUUUAGUUAAUUAAAGUAUGGCCUUUUAAACGGGUGGGGGGACGCAGAGGCGUUAUUCUUUUUGUUAGUUCCUGUGUUAUGUAUUUUUGUGUUUUUAUAUUUUAAGUCACCUUGUGAUCCUCGGAUGAAGGGCAGUACAGUGGUACCUCGGGUUACAUACGCUUCAGGUUACAGACUCCACUAACCCAGAAAUAGUGCUUCAGGUUAAGAACUUUGCUUCAGGAUGAGAACAGAAAUUGUGCUCCUGUGGCGCGGCAGCAGCAGGAGGCCCCAUUAGCUAAAGUGGUGCUUCAGGUUAAGAACAGUUUCAGGUUAAGAACGGACCUCCGGAACGAAUUAAGUACUUAACCCGAGGUACCACUGUAUAGAAAUUUAAUAGAUAAUAAUAAAGAAUGUGAUGGUGGUGAUGAAUGCAGCAAUGUCACACAGCCAGCAUUCACUCCCAGACACGACUUUCAAGAGCACAAAUUCUGUUGGAUUUUCUUUUACAGCUCUUUCAGUCAUCACUGUUGGAUGUUUCAUCUGUUUCACUAUGGAUCUCUUUCUCGAAUAUUUUCAAGGAAAGGCCCUGUUGCCUCUUGUAGGGGAGGAAGUACUGUGGGUAUUUUGCAUGUCCUCUCUUAGGACAUCUUCGUACCUGAACGGCUGAUUUCUGGGGGCCAUGUGAAGAAUGCUGACAAGUUUAGGGAUACCCGGGUGCUACCUUAUACUGAAUCUGACCAUUAGUCUAUUACCUUAAUCCAUAUUGGCUACACUGACUGGUGGGUGACUCUCCAGUAGGUACUCUUUCAGGCCGACCUGAAGAUGCUGGGACCUUCUACAUGCAAAGCACAAGCACUGAGCCACAGCCGUUAAUGUAUUAAGUACUCAUAAGUAACAGCAAAUAAUCAGAGGAUAGUUAUUUGUUCUUGGCCAUUGGCCAAUUAAUCCAGAAGAAGAGAAUGUACCUUGACACUUUAUGUACUUUAUGCACAGUACGAUAAAGGCUUUGCCUUUUUUUAAAAAAAAUUGCAGUGUGUGAGAGACAGAGUAGUUUGGAAUUCACAUGAAGAACUUGAAAAUAGUGUCGCCUCUUGGAUAUGCAGCAUAAUGUAUUUCACAAAAUAUGCCAUGAUUUGAUUUUGGCAUUCUAAAUCAAAAUGCUUACUGGGGUUAAUGUCAUUUACAUGGGCUCUAUUAUGGUGGUGGUUAAAAGGCUUUGUGCCCUUGCAUAGAGAAAGCUCUAGUGUUCCAACAUCCCACCUUGCAGAAAUUAACUCACGUUGUAACAAAAGGAGAGCUCUUGUGUAAAUGUAGAAUAGAACAGCAUUGCUGUUUCAGAAUGUGGAUUAGAGGACUGCAGGUGCAGUAUCCUUUAAUUUAGUUUUUGCUGCUUUGCUGACUUCAACCAAUAUAAGAGGGCAACUGAGAACUUGUAGGUAUGGGCUGUAGCAAUUUCUAAAUAAUGUAUAAGUUGUUAUGGCUGAAAUACAUGAAUUUCUUGAUGCGUGUUACACUUUAGAUUACCCCUGGAAUGGAUGAAGCAUGCAAAAGUAAUGGCUGAAUGAGUACUAAAAGAGUUGUGCUCUUGAAAAUGGUGUCUGUGAGAUGAAUACAGGCUGUGUAGCAUUGCUGCAUUCAUCGUCAUAUUAUUAUUUAGUAUUAUCUAUUAAAUUUCUAUACUGUCCUUCAUCUGAGGAUCACAGAGCAGUUUACAAUAUAAAAGCACAACAACAGCCGAAAUAAUAACAAACAAAACAAACAAACACACACACACCCAAGUUUAAAAGGCCAUAGAUUGUUUAAUUAGCCAAAGGCCUCCGAGAAGAGGAAUGGUUUUUGCCUGGUGCCUAAAGAUAUGUAAUGAAGGUGCCUGGCAAGCCUCCCUAGGGAAAUCAUUCCACAAAUGGGGAGCCACUGCAUGUUGCCACCCUCCAGACCCCUCAUGGAGGAGGCACAUGAAGAAGGCCCUCAGGUGAUAAUUGCAGGGUCUGGGUCAGUAAGUAUGGAGGCGGUCCUUGAGGUAUUGCGUUCCAUGUGGCAGUUUAUUGGAUCCAUGCUGUUGCACAUUCUGGUGGAACAUCUUUUAGAAAUAAGCUGUUGUCCAGUACAGAGCAAACCAGUAGAAUCUUCACCAAACUGAUCCUGUUCUGUGUUAACUUUCACUUCAUAGGUGAUAAAUGUCUUGCAGUCUGAGCAUCAUUGCGAUGAAAAAGAAGCUCACCUGAUUUGUGAUAAAGUCCAAGCCAAACUCCUCAAAGAGUGCCACGAUCCUUCUAAGAUGUGUAUUACUGACUUAAGGAUUCAGCACUGGGAAGAAGCUAUACAAGAAAUAAAGGGAGGGACAGCCAACCGCAAUCUAGCUACAGAAUGUUAUUUCCUUUGGAAAACUACCCGCCUGCAACAUCUGACCUUGGCAGAAGAGACACGGGGGAUGCUCAGCAACCUUAGAAAAUAUGUCCGUUUGCUUCUGCUGACAAAUGGAGACACUCAGACACAAAGAGAGAAGAUUGAAGCCUGUGCUUGCCAGCCAUACUUUGAUGCCAUUGUUGUGGGGGGAGAGCAAAAAGAAGAGAAACCGGCAUCAUCUAUAUUUCGUCACUGCUGUGAACUUCUAGGGGUUCAGCCUGAGGAUUGCGUGAUGGUUGGUGACUCUUUAGAUACAGACAUUCAAGGAGGCUUGAAUGCAGGUUUUAAAGCAACAGUUUGGAUAAAUAAAACUGUCACGCCCCCAAAAGACACUUCUCCAGUCCCUCACUAUAUUAUUUCUUCCGUUCUUGAUCUUCCAGGACUUCUACAAAACAAAGGAGAUGCUAACUUAGAAAUUAACCAGUUGGCUGGUAUUUGUAACGUGUGCGAUAGUUCCGCUGAGGAACCUAGGACUUUAACCUGCUAGGGUUCAUUUUAAAGGGCAUUUUUACGCGUGAAGCUUGAAUCAGCUUGUUACUAAGUAAAAUACCUACAUUGGCUACAAUGUACACUUGAUUUCUACAUUGUUGUAGUAGGAGUAUUUGCAUGUAACACAAACAGAAUGAAAAGCAUCUCUGUUACAUGCAGGAAUGUAGAAGGCAGUAUAAAGAUCUGUUUUAUGAUUGUGGAAUUAAAUCCUAAUUGUUCAAAACCCCAUUUGGACAAUCCAGCUUUGUCCUCUUACAUAUUCUUGUAAUUCUGGGUUCUCUCGUUCAUUUUUACUGUGUUUUGCAGUGAUUGUUCUCAAAUAAAAUGGUCUCAACAUCAUC